AUGGCAGUUCCCUUCACCUACCACGCUAAGGCGCAAUCCACCUUUAAGCCUCCACUCAUCGCCAAUGAGAACGCCUUCCUGGGUGACGUGCAAUCUAGCGAGAAAGAGAACCCAGACAAGCCCAUGUCAUGUGGUUUCUACCGUCUGGAGAAGGGCACUCCUCUGGUCUACACAUACACCUACGACGAGAUGAAGAUUAUCGUUGAGGGGAAGUUCGAGAUCUCCGAUGAGACAGGACAGAAAGUUACAGCUGUUCCGGGGGAUGUGUUUUAUUUCCCCAAGGGAGCCACAAUCACAUUCACGACGGAAGACUAUGGAUUGGCAUUCUAUACUGGACAACGGAAGCAGGGAGCGGCCUGA
Messenger RNA from Penicillium antarcticum, 360 nucleotides. RefSeq names its product cupin domain-containing protein. Bases 1 to 360 code for a protein of 119 amino acids. The record is from RefSeq and is a predicted model, not a curated record. The transcript has 3 exons. NCBI's taxonomy places the organism in Eukaryota, Fungi, Ascomycota, Eurotiomycetes, Eurotiales, Aspergillaceae.